This is a messenger RNA of Paramecium octaurelia, 459 nucleotides long. The record is from the annotation of a GenBank genome assembly. Lineage: Eukaryota; Ciliophora; Oligohymenophorea; Peniculida; Parameciidae.
AUGAAUCUUGAUCAAUUUUAAUCCACAGAAGAAGAUUGGCCUCAAUAAUCUUGGAAUGAAAAUGAAGAUCUCGAUUUCUCGUCCUCUCCUAUAAUGUUUGGUCGUCAAUGCCAUAAAAUUAAACAAGAAAAUGAAAUUAACAACCAAGAUUACUAUAUUUAGUCAUAGUAGAUAGAAGAACCCUCAGAUGAUCAAGAAUUUAACAAAUUGUACUUCAAUGCCUCGAUUCCUCUCACCAAAAAGAAGAUUAGAAAAACCAAAAAAAUAAAUAGUAGCACCAUAAACACUCUAUAUCAAGAAAUAUUUUCAAGUAUUGUAGACGACACAGAGUCAUAAUAGGAGGCCCUAAAAAAAUUAUAAUAAUGCCAAAAUAUUAAGGUUCUAUUGGAUGGAUUGGAAAGAACUUUGAUGAAAAUAAAGCAAGUGCUUCUAGUCAAAGUCAAAACUAACAAGCACUGA